Trichoderma gamsii is the source of this 2820-nucleotide messenger RNA. RefSeq lists its product as hypothetical. Gene Ontology annotation, biological process: regulation of DNA-templated transcription. The record is from RefSeq and is a predicted model, not a curated record. The coding region runs from base 1 to 2820 and encodes 939 amino acids. Gene Ontology annotation, molecular function: DNA binding. NCBI's taxonomy places the organism in Eukaryota, Fungi, Ascomycota, Sordariomycetes, Hypocreales, Hypocreaceae. The transcript has 3 exons.
AUGACUUCAUCCCCUCAGGAAGUGCCGCUGCACUCCAUCGAGAGGACACCCGAAUAUGAAGACUUUAUGACCAAGCUCAAGGAUUACCACACCCUACGAGGCACGACGCUAGACCCGGAACCCAAGGUUGGAAUGAUCCAUUUGGAUCUGUUCAAGGUCUUCAAUCAUAUAGUCGCGAAUGGUGGAUACGAUAAAGUAUCGGAAGAGAAGCUGGCAUGGCGGCGAAUGGCAGCAGAGCUUGGCCUACAUUCCAAUAACGAGGCGUCAACGGCUUUUGCUCUCAAGGAGAAGUUCUACAAGAACCUGGCCGCAUACGAGAUCAAAACAGUCCACGGAAAGGAACCGCCGCCAAAGGAUAUCUUGGAGGAUGUCACUGCUAAGGGUGCGAGCCUCCUAACACGGACGAGAGAAAACUUUCGCGGCAAGAGAGAGAGCAACGUCGGGGCCACAGACAGCCCUGCUUCUGGUGAUGAUGGCACCCCGACGCGUGAACGACCGGCACCAGACCCUGUCUCAAGCGCUCGAGCUUCUCGUGGUCUUCGCGAGGCGCCUCCGCAGAGAGUCAUCUUCCAGCCCGAUACAGGCCCAGCUCGAGCCACAAGACAGGCGUCAAACCAGCAGGGCAAUAAUUCAGCCUCACCAGCCAUUAACCACGGCCAGCAAGCCGCCGCUCACCAUUCAGCCGUCCAUCCGAUGCCGCCAAUGGCAAUUCACAACAACUCAAGAGGCCCCUCAAUCUUACAUCAUCCUCCCAACUCUGAAAACACAUCACAUCUAGUCACUUCUUAUCAACCGAAGCCAAUGAAACCACUCCAACUACGCCCUGUGGCAACUCCAAGUAAUGCGCCGGGCGAAUUCUUUAAAGCAAGGCUACCGCACCGCUUUCCUGUGGAUUCUGCCAACAGACAGCCUAUGCAGCCUGGCACUGGCUUUGAUGGCCCUAAUAUCUACACUCGUUGCCUGAAUGCUCUUCGUUCCGGUGUUACCGCAGAGCAAGCUUUUGCGCUCAACCACUUGGUGAAGAUAUCAUUUGAACGAGGUGAUAAGUACAAGUUUGACUCUUUCCCGGGACUGGCUGAGGGGCUUGUGGAGAAGGCACUGCAGAUAGGCAGCCUCUUCUACCACGUCAACUGGACUGUGUCUUGGGACUCUUUUACCGAUUCAAAUGAUGUUGGCUGCUUGGAUGGCAACUACGGCACACCAGAUAUCCUGGAGAGAAUCGAAAACUUGAUCGAAAGGGAGAUACCAGACGUUAUCCAGACCGAAAAGUUCGCUGAUGAGAUGGUUUUGACAACAGAGGCGAUACUUACCAUCAGAAACAUGGUGACGCUGCCUGAAAAUGCGCACAACAUGUCGGAUUUUCACCCGGUGAAAGACUUGAUAUGUAUUCUUUUGCAGCUGCCGGCGAGAGAUUCCCUUACGGAAGUCAAGCAACUUGCUCUUGAUAUUGCGGAACAGCUGACACCUUUCAUGACUCUGGAAUCUGAUGACCCCUUAUACAAGAGCCUUUUGUCUCAGUUAGCAUCCGAAGAUCGAGGAACCAUCCUGACAGCACUUCGUGCACUUGGUAGGAUUUCAGUGAACCUAGAGGCUACAAACAAGCUGGGUGAAGUUCCAGGCCCGGUGCUUCAGCGAAUCGUGAACUGGCUUCUGCUGAACGAUGAUGAGCUCAUUGAUGCUUGUCUCGAUUUUCUCUAUCAAUAUACUGCAGUUGUGCCGAACCUCGACAACCUGGUGCGAUCUAUCGUGCCUGACAACUUGGUGCAGCAACUUGUUCGCUUGUUGGCUCACGGGGCUCGCAAAUAUACCAGGGACUACACAAUCGAGCAGGAGCAGAGGAUGCCAGCGAAAGACGACAUUGCUCCCAUGCCCGACGACCUUUUGCAAGAAAUGCUCAGAUUAGAAGAGCCUGAUCGAGUCCACCAGUGGGUCAAGUGCUUCUUUGAGGAGGACAACCGGUCCUUUAUCACCCAACUCGCCGCUUGGCAGGCUUACCAGUCGGCAUUCGCCACCCCCUUGAAGACAAUCAACCAGCCAAUGAUUACACCCGCCGAUUUCAUCAGGAACAGCACGUCUGUCUACAAGGACUCCAACGCCCAAGUGCUUCGAGAGCCUGGUGACCCGCAGCAGAAGUUUAUCAUCCACGGUAUUCGCGCCCGACCAAGGCCCCUUGCAUUUGACGGUUCCGAAUAUGGCCGCUGUUUGUGGGCUACCAACAUUGAUAAAAAGAACGAGAAAUGCGGCCACUUCUAUUUGAAGCAGGAGGAGAUGUGGAACCACAUCCUCAACACCCACCUGAACGAACAGAGGGGCGCCAACGGCCAGUACACUAAUGCCGAGAAGGAAUUCCAGUGCACAUGGGGCGAGUGUACCAAGUAUGACAAGCCGACCAAGAUGAACCUGCAGAGCUUUGCGCGGCACAUCACUACCCACAUCUCCACGAUGAUCCCUGGCCCGAAUGCCGUGCAUAGGCACCAGCGGAGCCAGUGGAUCGUCCCGGCCAAGACUAUGAGCAUCGUGCUGGAAGAGACGCCGACGUUCCGAGAUGAGCGGACACCCGACGCCCCUCCCCAGGCUGGCGGUAUCCCGCUAAGCGCCGUGCUGGUGCUCCGUAACAUUGCCCGCAAUGUAGUCAAGACUGAGGCCGAGGAAGAGCUCCUCAAGGAACAGUCUAGGAGUCCUGAGAAGGGAGGAUGGAAUGAGAAGCUCUUCCGGCCGCAUUUAUCACAGCUGUAUGGCAUUUUGGCAGAAAAUCUUGCCAUGAGCCCAUAUAUUGCGUCCCUGCUGGAGCUAAUCAUCCCGGUGCCUGAACGUGAUUAG